Molecule: messenger RNA, 615 nt
Organism: Arabis nemorensis
Lineage: Eukaryota; Viridiplantae; Streptophyta; Magnoliopsida; Brassicales; Brassicaceae
Source: the annotation of a GenBank genome assembly
AUGGUUUCUGGGUUAAUCAACGAGAACCCAAUUGUUUACCAGAAACAAGAGCGUCGUGCUCGACCUCAAUCCAGCAAUACCGAUGAGCUUUCAGCAGAAGCCAUUGAUCAGCUCGAGAUUUUUGAUAUCCUUUUUCUUUUGCACUUUCUCUGUUUCUUCCUCACAGUUACAGAACCAAAUUGCAAACAUUUCAAGCAAGUGUUCUUUGGGGAUGCCAUUAUAAAACUAUUGGGAUCUGAAAUUUGGUUUCAAAGUAAACAACUUGACAUACCUCAUAUCAAAGAUCCAGAACAUCCUUAUUCUCUGGAAGAGCUUAAAGUACUUACAGAAGAUUCAGUUGAAGUGGAUGAUGACAAGAGUUAUGUUAGGGUUACAUUCACUCCAACUGUUGAACAUUGUAGCAUGGUCGCCAUUAUUGGUCUUUGUAUCCGUGUGAAACUUAUGCGAAGCCUUCCUGAUCGAUACAAGGUUGAUAUAAGAAUAGCACCCGGUACUCACGCAACAGAGGAUGCAGUGAAUAAACAACUAAACGACAAAGAACGUGUGGCUGCUGCACUAGAGAGCCCAAACCUUGUGGAAAUGGUUGAUGAAUGUCUGCUUCCAUCAUUUGAGUGA